GGACGUCCGGAUUCUGCCGCGUUUUCCGUCCGGCCGCUCCGCUCUCAGGGAGCAGUGGGGAAAACAAACAGGUCGAACGGAGGAAGAUCGGUAGCCGGUUGGAUGUGGAGGCUGUUUAGCGGCGGAUGACUGUGUUCCGUGUCGGAGGCAGCCGCCGGGCGCUCUUCCAAAGUUGCUCCCCGGGUCUCGCUGCUGUUCGUCCGGGAGGCCGCGCGGAGUUUUCCCGACACAGCUCGAGUAACGGCGCUCCAGAAGGUCAGAAGAUGGAGGGCGGCUGCCUGAGCCCAGAGGCGGUGGAGGAGCAGCGGCUGGCUGACGGCAAGCGCCUCAGCCGGGACCCAGACACCCGAUCAGUGUCCCUGCUGGAGCAGAAACGCAAAGUCGUGUCUUCCAGCAUCGAUGUCCCCCAUGCCAGACGGUCGGAGGAGGAGGUGGAUAUGGACAAGGUGACGGCCGCCAUGGUGCUGACGAGUCUGUCCACCAGCCCGCUGGUGAGGAGUCCGCCUGUCAAAGUGAGCGAGGCUCUGAGCGGCUCGUGGAAGGACAACGGCUCGGCGGGACCCUUCACCCCGUCCAGCAACAGUUCCUCCGGGGGCUACUGGAGCUGGUCCGCACCCAGCGACCAGUCCAACCCCUCCACGCCGUCCCCUCCCCUCUCCGCCGACAGCUUCAAGCCCUUCCGCGUGCCCAGCCUGGGCGGCGUGGGGCCCGGCCCCGCGGGGCCCGAGGACCCCAGUCUGGACGAGCAGGACGGCAGCAGUCUGCUCUUCGACGAGCCCAUCCCUCGCAAGCGCAAGAACUCCAUGAAGGUGAUGUUCAAGUGCCUGUGGAAGAACUGCGGCAAGGUGCUGAGCACGGCGGCCGGCAUCCAGAGACACAUCCGCACCAUCCACCUGGGGCGGAACUGCGACUCGGACUGCAGCGACGGCGAGGAGGACUUCUACUACACCGAGAUCAAGCUCAACACGGACUCUGUGGCCGAGGGGCUGAGCAGCCUGUCCCCCGUGUCGCCCUCCGUCCUCUCCCCCCCGCCCCCGCCCCCCUCCCCUCUGCCGCCCCUCGGCCAGCUGCCGGACUCCCACAGACCCCAGCAGCCCCCGGACACCAAGGAGCCUCACGCUGGCGGCACCACCCCGCUCAGCCGCUCGGCGCCCAGCGCCCUCUACCUCAUCCACACGGACCACGCCUACCAGGCCACGGCUCCAGUGUCGAUCCCGUCCAGCGGCAGUAACUUGGCCGGCUCCGCCUGCACCAGCUUCACUCCCACCAACAGCUCCAGUUUCAGCAUCUCCUGGCAGUCGCCGCCCGUCACUUUCACCGGAAACACAGUAUCUCCCAGUAAGAGCCAGGGAUUCGGUGAACAACGUUCUCAGACCAUCGCCGUGCUCUCGUCCCCUCCCAGAGCCACCACUGCCCUCAGUCGGAAGGUGCGCGGCGAGGGGAAGAAGUGCCGCAAGGUGUACGGGAUGGAGAACCGCGACAUGUGGUGCACCGCCUGCCGCUGGAAAAAGGCCUGCCAGAGGUUCACUGACUGAACGCAUUGCGCCCCUGUGAUGGUCGCCACUUCAGGAGGCACUCAAGUUUCCCUAUUGUUUGUUUUAUUUUUUUUUUCCACCAGAGGAAGCGGGAAGGGGCAUAGUUUUGCAUGUUCUUCUUUUUUUUUUUUUUCCCCAGCUCAAAAUCACAACUGUCCAGCUCUGUCUCUGUUCCUGACCCUGCCCGCUGCUACCCCCCCUCCCUCCCCCAUCCAUCCAGCCUCCAUGAAACCUUUCCACAUGCGGAAGAAGCUGAAGGACAGCAGAGUCGCCGUUCAUGUUGCCGUCCAGGAUUCCCAGUAUUGCCUCGCCAUCCCCCCUCAUUCCCAGUUUUGGGGAAACCCCAGUGCAGCUAAACAGUGUAAAAAAAAUUUGAUCUGAAGAUUUCUGCAGUUUUUAUUUGUUUGUUUUUUGUUUUUUGUUUUUUUAUGUUGAGUUCAGUGUUGCAUCUUUCUAUGUUUUGUACAGCUCUGGUUUUUAAAACGAAAGUCUAGUCGAAGAGGGGGGGUUCCGAAAAAAAAAAAAAAAAGGGCCAAAAAGCUUUUUUUUUUGUGUGUUUUGUCAACAAAUUUAAACAAAAACUUCACUUUUUUUAUCCAAAAGAAGAACAGACCUCUUGGCUGAACUAUUGGAAGAAUGAGGUAACGCUCUCAGUUUUGGUUCUUCCUUCAGUGUGUUCAUCCGUUUCGUUCGGCCUCCGGACUUCUCUGGAGGGCGAUCUUCUCGUCUCGUCGCAGCGUCUCCCGGACCCUCGCCUGUCCUCCCGACGUACCCCCGGGGAAUGUACGACGGAGGGGCAGGAAGAAAUACGGAGGAGAGACACACGGGGGGGAGUGAUCAAUGCAAAAAGAAAAACAAAACAAGAUGCUAUUUACAGUCAGGGAAAGCAGGUGGACCGUGUUUACCACAUGAAGCAUCCACAAAACCACAGGUGUUUCCCACACAAUCAGAGUCUUUUUCUUUGUUUUAUCAGGGAUGCGAUUCUUAAGAAAGCAAAAAAAAAGAAGAAAAAAAACCAGCAGCUUCAACUUGGGGUUAAACUGUAUGCAGCACGAUCUCAACAGCUUCUCUCUUUUAUCACACAUGACAACUUUCCAACCAAAAACUCCUUCAUCUUGUUCUUUCAUCUUCUGGGUUUUUGUUACGGUGCCAUGUUUAAUGUUGCUGAUGGAGUUAUUCCCUCUGUUUCUUUCUCUUUUUUUUUUUUUGUUUGACUGUUUACCCCCCCUCCUGCUAAACAGUGUGUGUUCCUGACAGCACUGGAAGUCAACCCGCAUGUGACGCCAUUAAAAGAUCAACAUCUCUCGCCACAUACAGAGAGACAAAUCGCCCUCCUCCUCCAACAACUUCUACACUUUCCCAAAGGGAAGAGAAGGAAGGAAAAAACAAAAAAAAGCGACUUUGUGUUUACAUUCGCGCCAUAGAGGCGCAUCUUAAUAAUCUAUUAACCAAAGGGGGAGGGCUAUAAAAAAAGGAAAAGAAAAGAAAACCAAAAGUGAGGCACUUUCACUGUAUGUGUGUAACAGAGUACUUGGUACUGUUGGGUUUGCUUUAGAAAGUUACUGCGUCCGCUCCGUUUCAUGGGAGUUCACCACACACUCCCGGCGCUCGGCGACACGCCAGCAAACCUUCCUGAGUCCACUUUUCACGACGGUCCAUGUGGCGAUUCCUCCCGAGUCGGCCUUUCUCACCCAGUCAUCUGUAGACUGUUGAUCAGAGAGAGGAGGAGCGUUUUGAGGCUCGCUUCACUGGAGAUUUGUUUAUAAAGCAACCAGUUCAUUUAAUAUCUGACAGGAGAAAACGCCACGUGGACCCGGGCCUCAUGAGCACUUAACUUUGUUACUGAUAAAAGAGAGAAAAUUGGUUUAAAAAGAGAUUUAUUUAUCUGUGUUUUUGUCAUUUUGAAUUUCAGCCUCUCGGUUGGCUCAGACGUGGGAAACGGGAUCAUGAAUUGUUUACAAAGUGUGGACCAACUCUUCUUGUUACCUUCUUUUGUUACGAUGUUGUGGAAGAAAGUGUUCGGGACAGGAUGUGUCGACCCAACGCGCUCCGUUUGUUCCCGCUUUGUGUUUCUCUGCUCUCUGUGACCUUUGUUCAAGCGCACUCAGAAAACACACUCCCACACACACACACAGCAGCUUAUUAUUACACAGAGAUCCAAAACCAACACCAGCUAAUAAACUCACACACUCACCCGUUUCAACACACACCUGCACAUGAAAGUCGUAGCUCUCUUAAGCUCUUUUUAUUUUGUCUUUUUUUUUUUGUCCAUGUAUAUAUGUAGUCCAUGUACUCGCUCAAAGCUUCUUUUUUUUUUUUUUUUUUGAUUGAUGACCGAUCCCGGGGUCAGGGGUCAUGACAUCUGCCACCUUACGAGCCCGACAGGUUGGAGUUGCGGUGUUACGCGAGAAAAUAAUGUACUGCUCGGCCUGUGGGGCUCCUGUUGUUUCCGAGUGUAGGGCUAGCCUUAAAGUCACUCUCUAAAAAGAUCUUUGUGCUUCUUCUGUGUCAUUGCAUCGAUGUCUAGCUAGUCUCAGAGCUGAUUUGCCAUUGUAUUAUGUGAACAAAUUAUUGUUUAAGAAAAGACAAACCUAUAUAAGUAAAGAAAAAGAAAACCAUUUAAAUUCAAAGCAAAAAAAAACAAAAAAAAAAAAAACAAGAAGACACCGAUUUGGCUUGUUUUUAUUUUUCCACAUAUAAAUAUAUGAAUCUAUAUACUUUCCAUGGAUUUUGUUUUCAUGUUCUGCUGAAGGAGACGGUUGUGGUUCCUGGCAGGAGGGAAACCCCGGCAUAACUUUCAUCACACCCUGAGCUGGUUAUGCUGUGUUUAAUUGAGUGUGACCCGCAUGCUCCCGCCUCCGGCUUCUUCACGUCACGCCCCUCGCUGCCGGCGCCGCUCCGGGGUCGGAAAAAAA
Salarias fasciatus (jewelled blenny) is the source of this 4450-nucleotide messenger RNA. Its product is annotated as zinc finger protein 704-like. Gene Ontology annotation, cellular component: nucleus. The record is from RefSeq and is a predicted model, not a curated record. NCBI's taxonomy places the organism in Eukaryota, Metazoa, Chordata, Actinopteri, Blenniiformes, Blenniidae. Gene Ontology annotation, biological process: regulation of transcription by RNA polymerase II. The transcript is spliced from 9 exons. Gene Ontology annotation, molecular function: DNA-binding transcription factor activity; RNA polymerase II cis-regulatory region sequence-specific DNA binding. Bases 126 to 1535 code for a protein of 469 amino acids.